AUGACAAUACCAUGCCACCACCAUCAUAUUUUUAUACAAAGAUUACCUCCAAAUUGCCAAUUUAAAUUAUCAGAUCUUGAUCUACUGAAGUUAAACCAUAUUCGGCAAGAUAUUGUCAAAAGACAACGAAAUAGAUUAUUACAACAAUUAGGUUUAUCAGUGGAUCACUCAACAACAACAACAAGAAAAACGAUUUUCAAAACAAAAGGACAACAUCAACCGAUUAUAAAAACAGCUGAUUACAAAAAAAAAGUUGACGUCGAUUAUUUGUAUAUUUUAUUACCAUAUUUAAAAAAAUUUAAUUCAUUUUGUGCUUUAUGUAUAUCGCAAAGAUAUUUUGGAAAACAAUUAUUGAGGCCAACUAGUUAUUUAUUAAAGUGUUGCAUCCAUUGUCGUGGUCGUCCAAAAGGUGGUUUUCGUUGUUCUGUAUUUGUUUUUAACAGUGGCCAAGUUUAUGUUCAAACCUUAAACAAUAAAGUACUACACCAACCACAAAACUGA
This is a messenger RNA of Didymodactylos carnosus, 501 nucleotides long. The record is from the annotation of a GenBank genome assembly. Lineage: Eukaryota; Metazoa; Rotifera; Eurotatoria; Philodinida; Philodinidae.